Molecule: messenger RNA, 5467 nt
Organism: Alosa sapidissima (American shad)
Lineage: Eukaryota; Metazoa; Chordata; Actinopteri; Clupeiformes; Clupeidae
Product: inactive serine/threonine-protein kinase TEX14-like
Exons: 31
Coding region: 177-4856 (1559 amino acids)
Biological process (GO): male meiotic nuclear division; attachment of spindle microtubules to kinetochore; protein phosphorylation
Cellular component (GO): kinetochore; intercellular bridge; midbody
Molecular function (GO): ATP binding; protein kinase activity; protein binding
Source: RefSeq, a predicted model, not a curated record
UUGUUAAUACUUUGUAUGCUCUGGUUGGAACCUUCUGCCACGACUCAGUGAUGUAAUCGAGGGAGUUGCAAUGCUCACGUGCAGUGCAGUACAGCACUGAAGAUGAAAUAUGCCAUACCAACAGAGGUGUAGCCCAGUGACCUGUGCCUGUUUGUGACUGGUGUGUUGUGUGUGGCAUGGCGGCGACAUUGUCCCUGCCGUGCCCCGUGAGGCUGGGCGUCGUGAGGCAGGCGGGACCCCAGGCAGAGCUUCACCACUGCACUCUGGAGAGAAACGUCAACAAGAUGGAAAAACUUCUCAAGAAAGGUGUGGAUGUGGACUGUGUGAAUGACCUGGGGCAGACGUCUCUGUUCUGUGCUUGCCUGGUGGGAAUGACCAGCGCUGCUGAACUCCUGCUGCAGUAUGGAGCCAAUCCCAACCAUCGCUGUCAUGACCGGAGUACUCCUGUUCAUGCGGUGGCGUUCUCCUGUAACGCAAGGCUACUGAGCACGCUCCUGGACGCGGGCGGAGACCUCCGACUUCACGAUGCCAAGGGCCAGCGACCUCAGGACUGGGCAACUGCUGGAGCACAACCCAAUGGACCCAAAAUUAUUGAGUUCCUGAACAGCUGCAUGUCUCAGAUGCAGAGUCUAGUUCAGCAGCGGUUGCCGGGGGAGACACGCUCCACCCCCUCUUCCUCUAAGAUGCUGCUGAGGCCCCCCUCUCUGAAGGACCUCCUGAAACCAGGGGGUUCUGAUUUGUGUCUCAGUAAGAAGAGCAGCAGCAGGAGUGGCCCUUGGGGUUCAGUGCAGUGCUUUGGCUUUGGGAAGCUGUGUGUGGAGCGGCGGGGGCAGCUUGUGGGGCUGCAGGCGUGUAUUCCGCUGGUGUCUGACGUGGAGCUCACGCUACAGGAGGAUGAACCGCCCACCGACUUCACGCUAGGAGACCACACACACAUGAGCAAUUCCAGCUGGAGGGGUUGCCGUGUGACGGUGAAGGACCUGCUCCCCCAGAGUGGCAGUGAGGUGGGGAGGCUGCACAGCUACAGGGACGUGCUGCAGAGAGAGCAGGACUACUGCAGUCGUCUGCUCCAUCCGCACCUGCUGCAGCUGUUGGCCGUGGCUCUGGGGUCAGACCUACACACUCGUCUGGUGUUCGAGAGGGUGCACAUCGGACCGCUGCACGACAUUAUACACCACAAGCGGGAGGCGUUGCCGGUGCUGCCUGUGGAAGGUAUGUUAGGUGUCCUGCUGCAGGUGUGUGAGGCGCUGCUGUACCUGCACACACGCAAGCUGGUGCUGCGAUCACUCUCCUCACACUCAGUCCUGAUGGUGCGGCCCACCCUCGCCAAACUCACCAGCCUGGGCUUCAUUACGUCUGUUGAUGGGAGUGUGUCUCCCUGCGGUUCCCCUCCUCCUCUGCCUGCUGCGUUGAUGAACUGGGCGGCUCCUGAGGUGGUGAAGCAGCAGCUCUGCACAGAGAAGGCUGACAUCUACAGCAUGUGUGCUCUUAUACAGGAGAUAUACACGGAUGCGUUGCCGUGGGGAUGCCUGUCUCCGGGGGAGAUCCGUCGGGAGCUGGAUGAGGGCAGGGCUCUGCCCCCCCACCCUUCCGUGCCCCCCCCCUACUACCAGCUGCUACAGCACGGCCUCCAGCCGCAAGCACAGCAGCGCACACACACCCUGCAGCAGCUACGCUACACACUGCACACACACAGCAAGGAGUUGUCGGAUGUGACAUCGGGCAUGAGUCCAGCCACUAAGAAACAGCAGGAGUCCUUCAAUCAGAGUUGUGCUGGCCGGCGCUCUCUGGACUCUGAGAUCCAGCACCAACUCAGCCAGCUGGACCACAUACUGCAGCGGGAGGAGCAGAGAGGACGAGAGGAGGGGACGACCGUCGUCAGGACGGACAGAACGCCAGAGCGGAGAGCACGAGAGGAGAGGAGAGCUAGAGGAGAGCGGGAGGAGCGAGGAGGAGAGGAGAGGAGAGAGAGGGAGGAGAGAGGGACGCAGAGGAGAAUCAGCAUGUAUGUAGUGGACAGGAGGAGAAACAGCAGAGGGAGAGAGGAAGAAGAGGAGGAGGAGGAAGAGGAGGAGGAGGAUGGAGAGAGCGAGAUGACGGAGGAGGAGAGCACCACCAGCUCCUUCACGGAGAGAUGGAGCGAGAGAGACCGCGAGGAGGAGAGCGACUUCUCCGUGAGGGUGGGGGCCGGUCGCCGUGGCAGCGACGCCUCCUGCCCACCGCACGCGGUCUCUCUGGACGACUGGAAGACUGAGGACGCGGGGUCAGGGUCGGGGUCAGAGGUCGCGGCGCCCAAGUGGGCGUCGGAGGCCAUGAGCUCCAUCGUGCUGAACCAGCAGGUGUGUCGCGUGCUGCUGCAGGAGUGUGAGCGCAGCCUGGAGACGGCCGAGCGAAACACACCCGACCACACACAGUCGCUCACACACUCGCUCACACUCUCGCAGAGCUAUGACGAGGUGGACGGCGUGGGCGGCGCUGGAGUUCUGUCGGGAGCCGUGGGCCCCCCUUCCUGCUACUCGCCCCAGGUGAAGGGGUCUGGCUGGGACCAGAUGGGGGCACUAGGGGGCGCACUCUGGCUGGGGGAGUUCCCCUCUGGCUCCGAGGCAUCACUCAGCAUGUGCACAGCCACCGCCGACCUCACACACACACAGGCUGGUGAAUCUGAGUCCAGAAGUUUUAGCAGAACAGCCAACCACAGACGCAGCUCCACCACCCUGUCUGCAGACUCAGAGGAAGAGUGCCCCCUGGUGGCCAGCGCUUCUGCUUCCACCCCGCGGCCCCGCUGGACCAGUGAGGUUGUGGACCUGGUGUCUCGGAUGACAUGUGGGCGUCUGGGCUUGUGUGUGGCUCCGCCCAUCAGCAGUGAGAGUGAGGAAUGCGAGGAAGGGUCAGUGAGGGGCCACACCCACUUCCCACCACAAGCUCCUCCCAUCCGCACCCCCCAGCACGACUUGAAGUUGGAGAAGAUCUUUAAGAGUUUCGCAGGAGGGGCUAGUGAGAGUGAAGAUGAUGCGGAGUUCCACACUAUUAACAGGACGAUCAGUCUGAGCCCGGAUGUCCUGGACGGAGCUGACCCGAACAUCAGCAGUAGAAACAGAGCUGAGCAGAACCACCACAGCAUGCACAGAACACACGACGCAGAACAGAACCACAGCAUACACAGAACACACGACGCAGAACAGAACCACAGCAUGCACAGAACACACGACGCAGAGCAGAACCACAGAACACACAACACAGAGCAGAACCACCACAGCAUACACAGAACACACGAAGCCGAACAGAACCACCACAGCAUGCACAGAACACACAACGCAGAACAGAACCACAGCAUACACAGAACACAUGACACAGAGAAGAACCACAGCGUGCACAGAACACACAACGCACAAUGGAGCCAUCACAGCAGGGAGGAAGAGGAUCUCACAGCAGAGUGUACUCUGACAGAGAAUGACUCAGACUCAGAUGGGACAUACUCUCUGGUGGAAGGCUCUAGUAUGUAUCACACCCCAGGACCUGGAACAGAGAACCCUACCUCUGAAGAGGAGGAUCUGGAUGUCACAGUGGAGGUGUGUCGACCCCUCUCGGUUUUCAUAGAUACGCAAACAGGCGAGCGCCCUGCAGCUGUGUGUAGGCCAGAAGGGAGAGAGCAAUUCAUUGCUGACCAGGAGCUGCCAGACAUCAGGUGUGUCUCCUGUAAUAAGCAGAUUGAUGAUCCCUCUCUGCUCAGCCGCCUGCCGGACCUGGCUGCAGACUUUGCUGAGAUCUCCAGCAUCACCUGCUCUCCAUUGCAGCAGGAGAAGAUUCCCCUCAGCAGGAGACCCUGCUACAGCACGCCCUGCACACCACAGAAGACCCCCCACCUGCCCCAACGCAUGCUGGGGGCACACUCUCACCCCUUGCCCUCUCUGCAGAGCCUCCUGGAUCAUUCCGAACACACACACUCCAGCCAGAGAGAAUCAUCUGCUUCCAGUAUUGUACCCCACUCCCCUGACAGGGAGUCGUCGGUGGAAGAAGCUGAUCUGCCCCACGCUAGCCAAUCAGGUUUCUCGAUGACGACCUCACACAUGCGUCGUGGCCGAGAUAUGAGCCAUGCAAUGGAGGAGGAGUCAGACGAGGAGGGGGAGGAGCAAAGGGGGGAGGGGUCUGUAGGGGAUGGGCGGGACUCCGAGCACACACAUUCAUUCAGCUCCUCUCCCUCAGAAGGGCAGCCCUCACGCACAGAGUCCCUGGCAGCAUUUGAGGAAGAGGAGGAGCGUAUGCUGGAGAAGGCGGUGGACAGAGAGUGGGGGGAGGAAGAGGAGGAGCCAUCAGAGGAAGAGGAGGAGCCAUCAGAGGAGCUGCAGAGCGAGGGACGCCUGUCAGACGAGGACUUCGUCUCAGUGGACGACAGCCCCGAGAGAGGCCUGGCGUUGGGAACUGAGGCUCUGGCAUGUGGCAUAGAAAAGAACCAGCCAACAGAGGGCAUGGAGGAGACAGAGAGGGCCAGCUCCACGCUGGACGACGUCCUACAGGGUAUGAUGGCAGACCGUGCAGCCAAUCAGGGCAUGAUGGCAGACCGUGCAGCCAAUCAGAGGGCCAGGAGCCCCGGGCCCCUCUUCCUCUCCAGAGCUGUCAUGAACAUGGAGGGAGAGGUGGACGUGGAGGAUGUGCACGGGCGAGGAGGAGACACAGCAGAACAUUACUUAGAACCUCAGGAGGUGGGGGACCCCUCAGACGGCUCCGCGAAACCAGAGGACAGGAUGGAGGAGGCAGCUGCUUUCCACGGCAUCUGGAGUCACCCACACAGAGUGAUCGUCCUGGAGCACACACCAGGGAAGGAGCCAUUCAGGAAGACCAGAGAGCCACCCACCUGACCACCUCAGGUUGCCAUGGGCAACGCCACAUGGAUCACAAGCCCCACUCCACACAUUUAGGAUGUUCAAAGCAGUUGUAGAAAAUAACAUGUGUUCUUUUGAUUGUCAUUUUAUAGUUAUUUCACUGUAUUUGAAUUGAUAGCUACAGUAUUAUCCAAUUCAUACCUUUGUAUUGUAUCAACAUGUUUGCCAAUCAAAUCUCAUCUUUCCUACAGACAUAGUUCAGUACGAUGUUUAAACUCAGGGUUCCUGCUUUCAGGACAUUUUUAUCUUUCUAUUCCUAGUUCUGAGAAAUGAAUUUUGAGCCUGUUGUUCUGAAGCAUAUUUGCAAUGUUUUCACUGUUUUGACAGACUAGUUUAGACUCUUAAAUGUAUCUUCUUAAAAGAUUUUAAAUAUUUAAUAAUUUCACUUCAGAUGAUUAAAGAUAGUUCAACGAUUAAAGAAUGUUACAUUAUAAUAUGUGGUUAACUUAAAUACAUUAAAUAAUUUUCAACAGAAAUGUAUGUCUGAAUUGAUUGACCGGCCAUCAGAUCAGGUCAUGAGUGAAAAAGACAUCAUUGUACUAUACAAUUUUAUUAGAAUUUCAUUCACCAUGAAAAAGAUCAAAUAU